UGACGUGAUUGGUCGCCGUGUCCCCAAUGUCUCGCGUUCCGAAUUUAAAAUAGUCGCGAUCGACUUCACUGUGUGACAAGCGAUGUGUUUUGUUUAUUAGUUUUUGUUUCUCAAUUAAACUGAAUUGAAGAGACUAUUCCAUUAAACUAUGAUUGACUUGAGUAAUUGAUGUUCCUGAUUAUUAUAAACUAACAAAAACAGCUAGUGCGUUAAUCUCCCGUCUAAUGACGUCCGACCGUCGUAACCUUUAACAACUGCUCGAUAACAUACAUCCAACGGGAAAAUGGAAUUAAUAUUAUCAAGUACGACUCCUGACUCACAAAUGUUUUGUGUACACAAUGAUGUAAAUAAAGCGAUCCUAAGAAAUUCGACGACAUUAUGAAAAUCAAGCAUUAUCCAGGAAAAGCGGUCAUGGAGGACCCGUGGCUGUCCAUUACGGACAGGACUAUGGACCUUGUGUACGCGGCGAACUGGGUCGGUGCAAAGAAUCUCAGCUCUUACAAUGAAAACGACGACCAUUCAAACAGUGUUAAAUUCAAUUCAAUAUCGAGAAGCAAAUCGUGCAGAGACGUUGGUCGUACUAGCGACAAAGAUUACGAUAGCAAAACAUAUUCAUUGGAAGAUAAUGAAUAUAGUUACUCUAAUGAUGUUCCUAACGAAAAUAUAUCUCAAUUAGCUAAAUAUCAACAAAACAUAGAGGAAAAAGCGAGAGCAAAUAAUAAUCUUCUCGCACAGAAUAAAUUGAAACAUAGUUAUAGUUUUAAAGAUAUGCCAAAUGGAUAUAGACCAUCUACAUUAAGAAGAGUUAAACGUAGAAAUUUUACUGAAUGGGAUAUCGAAUCUUUCGGUUCGAAUAGCAAACAGCCCCCUGUGCCGCCGCAACGUAAGGAUUCGUUAAAGUAUGCACACCGGCAAAGAAAAGCUGACUCUAAAAAAAGUUAUUAUCCGUUACCUGAUCCUGGAGCGGUACCACCUGACCCCUCGUCUGAAUCAUAUUAUGAGUACUAUUCCAGAGUAAGUCAGCAAAAUAAUGACACAGACAGUGAUAAGAUAAAACAGAUGCAGAAGGACACCAAAAAAGAUAAAAAUACUCACAGCGAGCCAAUAAAACAAAAUGGAAAUACUAUGUAUCAGUUAAUCAACUCUAUGGCCACUUUGGACUUGAGUCCAAUAAAGUCCAGGAACGGAAAACAGAACCUCGAUUUAGAUUGCGAAGCGGAAGAUUUGGGUUUGUACAUGCAGCCUAUUAACCAGUCGCUAUCAACAUGCGAUCAACUUCCUAAGCACAUAACGCAACCGGCGAACGAACGAAACGGACGCAUUGAAGAUAAUAAGCCUAGCUUUCGUUCUAAAUCUUUGAGAGUAAAAAGCGAAGGAAGAGCGCCCCUCAGAGCUUAUCUCGAUGCGGUGCAGCCUGACGAGAGUUAUAAUGGAGUCACUGUCACUCAACCGAAAAGAAAUCUGUCACCGAGCGAACAGCUGACGUUAAUGCAGUACGAAAUGUUCAACGGAAGCCAAAAUAAACCCGCCCCGCCGAUUACUAAUGGGUUACACUCUACUGAUCUGAGUAAAGAAAGUGACCAUCGGACUAUAAACAGUGUUGCAAAACAAAUCAAACGUGAUAAGUAUGGAAAGCUAUACAAUACAGUGAGAGUGAAAAGUGAUGAUAGGUAUGAAAGGUACAAUGACAUUAUGUCGUUUGGGACACAAAAAGAUCGUAUUAGUGAAGAACGUGUUCCAAAUGUUAAUGGUGUGUUUUCUAGAAGUGCAAAAAGCUCAUCUAGUGGUUCGGACUCUGAUUUCUCGAUACCUAGGCCUAAGUUAAUAGUGCCUGUGCAUACUUACGGCACGAGAAAGAGGAGGACGGGUAAUCUCUGCCAGCGUGACAGUACUGCUACUGAAUCAUCAUUGGAUGCGGGAAUAUUGUUGGACGUAUCACGAUUAGAUCCUAACAAUAAGUCCGUUGAGAAAUACUCCCGAAAUGGAGACUCAGAGGGACGCGUGGAAGUAUCGCGAGAGAACAAAUACCUCAGCACGAUGGCUCCAGGCAAAGUCUUCGGCGAGCUGGCCAUCCUCUACAACUGCAAACGCACUGCCACCAUCAAGGCGGCCACGGACUGUCGACUAUGGGCCAUCGAGCGCCAGUGCUUCCAGACCAUUAUGAUGCGUACUGGGCUCAUACGCCAGGCUGAAUACACCGACUUCCUUAAGAGCGUUCCGAUCUUCAAAGAUUUGUCUGAAGACACGCUGAUCAAAAUCUCCGAUGUUUUGGAGGAAACUCAUUACCAGAAUGGCGAUUACAUCAUCAGGCAGGGUGCCCGUGGUGAUACCUUCUUCAUCAUAUCUAAAGGACAGGUGAAAGUGACUCAGAAACCACCAAACAGUAAUGAUGAGAAAUUCAUAAGAACUCUCACGAAAGGCGAUUUCUUCGGCGAGAAGGCAUUGCAAGGAGACGAUCUUCGAACGGCUAACAUUAUCUGCGACUCGCCAGAGGGCACGACUUGCCUCGUCAUCGACAGGGAGACCUUCAACCAACUCAUCUCCGCUCUCGACGAGAUCCGAACCAAAUACAAGGAUGAAGGAGACAGCAGGCAGCGAUUAAACGAGGAAUUCGCCAACUUACGUCUCUCAGAUCUGCGCAUCAUCGCGACGUUGGGUAUUGGUGGCUUCGGUCGAGUGGAACUGGUACAGAUCCAGAGCGACUCCAGCAGGUCUUUUGCCUUGAAGCAGAUGAAGAAAGCCCAGAUCGUUGAAACCAGGCAGCAACAGCACAUCAUGUCAGAAAAGGAGAUAAUGUCAGAAAUGAACUGCGAGUUCAUUGUCAAGUUGUAUAAGACGUUCAAGGAUCGUAAAUACUUGUAUAUGCUGAUGGAAACUUGCCUUGGAGGAGAGUUGUGGACUAUUUUAAGAGAUAGAGGCCAAUUUGAUGAUGCCACUACGAGAUUCUACACAGCUUGUGUGGUUGAAGCCUUCCAUUACCUCCAUUCGCGGAAUAUUAUUUACAGGGAUCUCAAACCAGAGAAUUUACUAUUAGACUCUAAAGGCUACGUGAAACUAGUUGACUUCGGUUUCUCAAAGAAGCUACAAGCGAGCCGCAAGACUUGGACCUUCUGUGGUACCCCGGAGUACGUAGCUCCUGAAGUUAUCAUGAACCGAGGUCAUGAUAUCAGUGCCGACUACUGGUCUUUAGGUGUCCUCAUGUUCGAAUUACUAACCGGUUCCCCGCCUUUCACGGGCACCGACCCAAUGAAGACCUACAACAAGAUCCUCAAGGGUAUAGACGCUGUGGAGUUCCCUCGCUGCAUCACCAGGAACGCAGCCAACCUCAUCAAGAAACUGUGCAGGGACAACCCUGCUGAACGACUUGGGUACCAGAGAGGUGGUAUCACGGAGAUACAGAAACACAAAUGGUUCGACGGUUUCAACUGGGAGGGCUUGGCCCAACGUUCACUGGAGCCCCCGAUCACCCCAGUGGUCAAAUCCCCGGUCGACACACACAACUUCGACCAAUACCCGCCCGAUGCCGACGAACCGCCACCAGACGACCUCUCCGGAUGGGACAGUAACUUCUAAAAUAUAAGAAUAAAUUUAUAAGAGAAAAUGUCUACUAUCAAUCGUAAAUAUCAGAUUUGUAAAAUAAUCUGUAUGGUUUUUAUCACUAAUAUGUUAAUACUGAAACGUCCUAACGCCAUUUUUCUUGCUAGCAUUGUUACCUAAUUAUUUUGAAGCAAAAUUUUGUAUCACAAUAAUAAUGUCGUCUUUUGUUUUUAUCGAAUUAAACUAUGGAAAUUAAGGAAGAAUUCAAAAUUCAGUAUCAAUGGCGUUUUAGUUUACCAUCACAUUUAAAAAGUUUAUACAUUAAACGUCCUAACCUACAUACGUUAAAUUCAUCUAAGAACGUAACCGUAAAAUGACUUAAUAAAAUAAUAGAAUAGAUAGACGAUAAUAUGGCGUACCUAAAGUCAGGUAAAAUAUUUUCUCAAACCGCAGUUGAAAGUUAAAAAUGCCAUUAAUUAGUUAUUAACUCUUGCCGGUUGAUUGUCAACUGAUAGUGAUAACAGAGUUCAUUAUUAUGAAACUUCUAAAACAAGUUUUAUAAAAACGCUCUGAAUAGCACUAUGCAUUGUAAAUAGAAUAAAUUAUAUCUAAUCUUUAUUAAAGUCUCAACUAUUAUAUGAAUAAUAAUUAUUUUCACUUUUUAGUAAAUCGUUGCUUAAUACUUUCAUUUCAAUUGUGCAAUAUCAGUUCGGUUCUGUCACUUUUUUGUACUUAUUUUUAACUGUUUGAAUGUCGAUGAACAAAGAAUAUUCUGCCUCUUUGGUUAGAUAUAGAAACUUAUUUCUGCCCUCAAGCGUACGUACGUGAAAGGGAAGACAAUUGAAAAGAAAAAGAAUUUAUAAAUAUUUAAUUAAAUAUUAUUAAUUCUAAUUCAUAUUGUAACCCUUUGUCAAGGAUGAAUCAAUGUAUUGUUGACUACGUAGUGCCAAUCUAUCAUGUAUUUGUAUUUAUGUAUUUCUAACAGUUCGCCAAAAUAUAUCUAUGUAGAUUUCGUAAAGGUGACUGCAAUGCCAAAAUAUUGUGUUACCAGAAUUACUCGUAAUAUCAACGAUAAUUUGCUGUCUCUUGAUCAUUUACAAAAUAUAUUUUUCUUAUAAAAUUAACGGUAGCAUAGAUAUUCUAAAUUCUUCCCUAUUCGUGAUAUUUCUCAUAUACAUUUUGUUAAUUGGUUAACUUGUAUUUGUCUUAUAAAAUACUUCAUACGUCAACUAUUUCUUCAAACUUUAGUUGUGAUGUUCUGGAUAAUAUCAAUAAUUAUUAUAUCAACAUCUUAAGAAUGCUUUAUGGGUUUCGGUAUUUUUGGUAUUGUAUUUGAGAAUGGAAUGUAUCGUUAACAAUGUAAUUUUAUGUGAAUUUUAGCAAAAUGUGUAGAACAUUUGAACAAUUGAAAACUUACCUAUACCUACAUAAUUUUUUGAUUCUCUGAAUAGUUACCUAAUUAAGUGACAUUUAUAUGUAAACCGAAAUAUAUUAUUAUGUAAAUGUUAAUUAUGAAUUGUAUUUAUUAAGUGUAAUUGUAAAAAUAAAUGUAUUCAACAGUCCACUAAUAGUUACUUUACUGUUUAGUUUGUCAUGUACUAAACCACGGCUUGUUUGGUAGCUAUCUCUAAACAUGACAUAAUUUAAGACUUAUCAUUAAAUUCAUUUAUAAUAGUCAAUUUAUAUUUAAGUUUUCCAUAUAUAGACGAGUAAACGUCACUGUAAAUAUUCUUGUAGUGAAUUUAAACGUAAUAAUUAUUCAUCUGUGUAAGAAUGAAUAACAUUUUUGGGUGAUGCAAUUGAAGCUAUGUAAUUAAAUUUUAAAAUAUUUUUUUAAAAAUUGUUACGAUAAGAAUGCUUAUUUUUGUAAUCCAUAGGAUUUAAACAAUUAAUUAAAUAGAUAUUUUAUUGAUUUUUGAAACUGUAAAAAUACAUUAUUUCUACUGAA
Helicoverpa zea (corn earworm) is the source of this 5485-nucleotide messenger RNA. It is a transcript of the gene for, whose product is annotated as cGMP-dependent protein kinase, isozyme 2 forms cD4/T1/T3A/T3B. The coding region runs from base 379 to 3573 and encodes 1064 amino acids. The record is from RefSeq and is a predicted model, not a curated record. Gene Ontology annotation, molecular function: ATP binding; cGMP-dependent protein kinase activity. Gene Ontology annotation, biological process: protein phosphorylation. The transcript is spliced from 11 exons. Lineage: Eukaryota; Metazoa; Arthropoda; Insecta; Lepidoptera; Noctuidae.